Syngnathus typhle (broad-nosed pipefish) is the source of this 3416-nucleotide messenger RNA. RefSeq names its product PR domain containing 5 (gene prdm5). The coding region runs from base 210 to 2105 and encodes 631 amino acids. Gene Ontology annotation, molecular function: protein binding; transcription cis-regulatory region binding. The transcript has 16 exons. The record is from RefSeq and is a predicted model, not a curated record. Lineage: Eukaryota; Metazoa; Chordata; Actinopteri; Syngnathiformes; Syngnathidae.
UCAGAAGGCGCCGUUCGCCUUUCCUGCCCGAAGCCUAGUAGCAACGAGUCCGACCUGGACCUGGACCCGGACCUGCACCUGGACUAUCCUCACCGUUGGACGUAAAGAAAUUCAAAGUGUGAAUGCUCCCUCGCCCCAGAUGACCUGUCGGCAAAACGUCCAUUUUGCCGAUUUUCUUUCUUUUGUUUUCUCGCUCAUGACGGCAGACUAUGUUGGGGAUGUACGUGCCGGACAGAUUCUCUCUCCAGUCGUCCAAGGUCCAGGAUGGAAUUGGUCUGUUCACGGCGCGGCGGGUCAAAAAGGGAGAAAAGUUUGGCCCCUUCGCAGGCGAGAAGAAGCUGCCGUGCGAACUGGACGAAAGUGCAGACACAAGACUGAUGUGGGAGGUUCGUGGCAGUAAGGGUGACGUCCUGUAUAUCCUGGACGCCAGCAAUCCGCGCUACGCCAACUGGCUGCGUUUCGUCCACCAGGCGCCCUCGCAAGAGCAGAAGAACCUGGCAGCCAUUCAGGACGGCGAGAACAUUUUCUACUUGGCCGUGGAUGACAUCGAAACGGACACAGAGCUCUUGAUCGGCUUCCUGGACAGUGACAUGGAGGAGGAGGAGGAGGAGGAGGAAGAGGAAGAGGUCAGCAAAGACGAGGACGAGAGCAGCAAAGAGGCAAAACACUUGGUUGAGAUGGAACUGGUGAUCAAGAAGGAGGACCACCCGUGUCUGCUGUGUGAGAGCAGCUUCCCCAGCGAGGAGAUCCUGGCCGCCCACCUGCAGAGUCUGCACCAAAGGCCCGGCAUAGAUGAGAAGGAGUUCAAGUGCAGGAACUGCGGCAAGAAGUUCCCCGUCAAGCAAGCGCUGCAGCGCCAUGUGUUGCACUGUUCCGAGUCAGUGAGCCCUUCGGGAGACUCCAAAGCACAUCACCAGUGUUCCCUGUGCCACAGCUCCUUCACUUCAGAAUCCAGUUUCGAGCAGCACAAGGAGGCGUGUAAAGGCGACGCCCGCUUCAUCUGCAAGGAAGAGAGCUGCGGCAAACGCUUCAAGAGCAAGGACGCGCUGAAGAAACAUAAAGGGAACGUUCACACAGGAAGUGCGCGAAGGAAACUGACUUGCACGAUAUGCAACAGAAAGUGCUCGUCGUCUCUAAAUCUGCAAGAGCACAGAAAGAUACACGAAAUAUUCGACUGCCACGCAUGUGACAAGAAGUUCAUCUCCACCAAUCAGCUAAAACGACACAUGAUCACACACUCAGAGAAGCGUCCGUACACGUGCGAGAUCUGCAGCCGUUCGUUCAAGCGCCUCGACCAGGUGACGGCGCACAAAAUCAUCCACAGCGAGGACAAACCAUACAAGUGCAAACUGUGUGGCAAAGAAUUUGCCCAUCGGAACGUUUACAAGAAUCACAAAAAGACCCACUCGGAGGAAAGACCAUUCCAGUGUGACGAGUGCAAGGCCCUCUUCCGCACCCCUUUCUCUUUACAGCGCCACCUACUCAUCCAUAACAGUGAGCGGACAUUCAAGUGCGACCAGUGCAACGCCACCUUCAAGCGCAAGGACACGCUCAACGUGCACAUCCAGGUGGUGCACGACGGCCACAAGAAGUACAAGUGCGACCUGUGCGAGAAGGCCUUCGUCACGCCCUCCGUCCUCAAGAGCCACAAGAAGACGCACACAGGCGAGAAGGAGAAGAUCUGCCCGUACUGCGGACAAAAGUUUGCCAGCAACGGCACGCUGAGGGUCCACAUCCGCAGUCACACAGGUGAGCGUCCCUACCAGUGCCCGUACUGCGACAAAGCCUUCAGCAAGAACGACGGUCUGAAGAUGCACAUCCGCACCCACACUCGAGAGAAGCCGUACAAAUGCAGCGAGUGCAACAAAGCUUUCAGUCAGAAAAGAGGCCUGGAUGAACACAUGAGGACGCACACGGGAGAAAAACCUUUCCAGUGCGACGUGUGUGACCUGUCCUUCAGCCUGAAGAAAAUGCUGAGUCGCCACAAGCUGACUCACAACCCCAACCGGCCCAUGGCCGAGUGCCAGCUUUGCCACAAGAAGUUCACGCGCAACGACUACCUCAAAGUGCAUAUGGAGAACGUCCAUGGAGAGACGGAUGGCUAGACGUACCUAUAUCUGGACGGACGGACAGACAGACGUACGGAAUAACACAUUGUCCCAAAGAGACAGUACUGUGUAAAAGUCUGUGUUGAGCGAAUAGGCACCUUUCUCCAGAUCCUUCUCAAAAUUGCAUCCGAAUGAUGUGUUCAAUGUGGUGUGUUUUUCUCAGAUUCCUGGAAAAAAAAGAGAACCCAUUGGACUUUUUUCACAGUACUGUACGUGUUCAAAAUACAGUGUUAUUUUUAGCUGCUUGUUUUUGUUACACAUGCAAAUAGAUAUUUCUAUUAUUUAUCUUAUUUUCUACCUUCAAUGGUGUUUAUUGCUCCGUGGAAUGACAAUUCUCAAACAAUCGCGGAGCAACUGAGUCAGUGGUAGACGCUGACUUUCCCGCCACCUAGAAGUACCCCGGCGUCAAUUGUUUACAAACUUGGUGGGUUGUUUUCUCUAUAAGGCGUAGCUCAGUGCAAAAUGGUCUUGCACAACUUUUUUAAUUUAAUUUAUAUUUGUCUCAACGUGUACAGAAAGAAGCGUAUUGCAGCCACAGUCAAAGUUAGAUUGUGCUUUGUGCUCAACUUGCGCUAUUAAACAUAAAACCGUCAAAUCUUGAAAUAAUGUGAUGUCACAUUAUAGCGUAAAAACAUAUUUUGAAAUUACAUGAUACAUUCACCUGAGGUGAAAAUCACCUCAUGUAAAACACGUGCUAAUUUCAUAUGAAAAUAUUGUUAUGAAAUAAAGUGAUCACCUAAAUACAUGUACUGAAAUAAUGUACAUAACAAAUGCGUCAUAAUGAUUCUUAUCUCACGUGAAAACAUCAUAAAAUAUCAAAUAUCGUGAUAACUUGAUAACGUGAAAAGAUUGUAUCUUCCAAUAACAUGAUUUUAUAAUAUAACGUGAAAACACGAUAUCUUGACAUACCGUGAGAAAUUCACCGCAUAAUGAGCGAUAUUUAUCAUUACAACAACAAUUCCUUCCGGUAAUUACGUGACACGGAGCCUUUUCUCUGUUUGUGCGGCAGCAGUAAGCUUCGCUAAACAUGGACGCAUUUUCACUCCAAGUCCCCUUUGAUGUUUCUCCUCUUGCAUCUCUGAUGAGUUCAUGUAAUGGCAUGUUAGCGAGACGCUGAUUAAAAGUGUUUGCGUCUUGUUGUUAAUCUGUCUUCUAUUCCGGGCCGGGCUAAUUGAGGCCUUUCAUUGGGGCCGAGCGGCGUCACGCUAAGGUGCCUCUCAUCUGCGCUUCCCAGCGGCCUGUGUCCAGGCGCGCCGUAAAUAGCUAUGUGAGAAGAUGCCGUGUUUGUCAAUAAAUUGUGAGGUUGGA